AUGUCCCCUUCUCGCAAACCGAGCACAGAGAAUGUAGUAUCCUGCGCAGAAGCUGAGGCCGAUGGCGCAGUGGAACUCAAACUCCAACCCUGCCCGUCCGGCGUAAAGGAAAACGAGACUGUGCGCAUGGAAGUGGAUUCAGAGGACAAGACAGAGGGCUCUUCUGCCCCUGUCGGCAAGGCUUCCGCCAAACCUAACAAUCCACUGGCUAAACAACAGUCCGGCAAAGCACCAGUGAAAACUACAACCCAGAUUUAUGACGGGCCUGAAAUCGAAUAUGAGGACUGCCCCGAAGAGUUCAAGUGGAUGCUUGACAUGAUGCUUGAACUCGCACUCGAAGAGGAAGGAUACUAA
Molecule: messenger RNA, 354 nt
Organism: Coprinopsis cinerea okayama7#130
Lineage: Eukaryota; Fungi; Basidiomycota; Agaricomycetes; Agaricales; Psathyrellaceae
Exons: 1
Coding region: 1-354 (117 amino acids)
Source: RefSeq, a predicted model, not a curated record